CUGAAAACCGUAAACAUUCAGAGCAGUUUUUCUAGACAUUGAAACGAAAUUUUCGAAUUUUUUAGAAUCCGAAUUACGACUGUUGCGGUUUUAAUUUGAUGCUAACUAACUCCCUACGAGUUUUCCUUGAAGUAGUCUAAAUUGGCUGAGAAAAUCUAGAAACGGACCCCCCUGAUCUAUAGUUCCUUUCCACUAUUCGUGAAUGGUUGGUCGCAACAAUUACUUUUCAAACAGACGUAGAAGCUAUUUACUUCUGGCAAAUAUUAUACAAACAGGGCCAAAACAAAUUAUUGCGAAAAAAUCAAUUUGCAUGUAACUUGUCUCGAGAUUUUCAAAAAUGGGCGGGGAAACUUGAAUGGGUGUGGAAUACAGGAAUUGUGGGUCGGAAGCCGAAAGAGACGGCGACGACUGAAGUGUUGCGAGCACGCGCGGAGGAGUACAGACUGAAUGGGGAGAUAAAGCAGUUCAGAGUUGGACACCAGAACAGGCUGAAGCACAUCGAGAAAAUGAAAGACACCCUGCAGCAACACAAGCACCAGCUGAAGCAGCGCAUAGACGACAACGGCAAAUUCAUUUCGGAGCAGUUCAACAAGCAGUUGAGGGCGGAGGCCAAGUACAAAGAGGAGCACAGGGCUGUCCAGACUCUGGAACAAGAGCUGGCCCAACUGGAACAACAGGCACACCACCUCAAUAUCAGACUGCAACUGGUGUCAAAAGAAAUCGAGAACGGAGAAGCAUACCGCACGCUACUGCUGCAAUCUGCGAAAAUAGCCGCGUCAUCAGACAGAGGACCAGGGCUCACGUCAGAGCUCGAUAUCACGAAUCUCAUUCAGAAACAUCAGACCCUUCAGAACACCAACAACACUUUGAAACAGACUCUCAAAUCGAAAAUCCAAGAGGUGGAAAGAGUUCAGAAGCUGACAGAGGAGGUGAACAGUGGCCACGAGAUAGACAGACUGAACGACAUGCUCCAGCUGGACACUCUGCAGACGAAGCUGGAGAACACGAAGAACAAAAACCACAGCUACGAGCAGACCAUCUUCUUCUCCAGCGAGAAACACCGACAGGAGCUGAUAGACAAGGGGAAGAUACUUCAGGCUAUAGACAAUUUAUUGGGCAAAUGCAGAAGCAGACACUUCAAGCAACUGCACAGCUGCUCCGAUGCGGUCGAAAUGAUAUCCUACCCUCAGAUGCUAGAACACAUUCAGGAAUUCAUCCUUCACGAGUAUGACGUCAUCCACAAAUCACGUGCCCUCAUUGAUCAAUACUCUGACUUCGGCAGCAGACGCAGCAAACGCAAAUCAGUGGCCACUUUACAGACCCAACAACAACAAGAAUAAUCACAAAAUUACGAACUUCAAAAACUGAAAAUUUGAAGUUCAUGUCGAGCUUCAAACUUUUCAGCUCUUUGAAGCUUUCCCCCAUGGUUCAGUGAAACUGGGCUGAAAAAUCUUUCUCAAUUCCUUUUUAUUUAACUCCUUUUCAAUUUCCUUUUUUAAACCGCUCUG
Molecule: messenger RNA, 1508 nt
Organism: Symsagittifera roscoffensis
Lineage: Eukaryota; Metazoa; Xenacoelomorpha; Acoela; Convolutidae
Exons: 8
Coding region: 507-1340 (277 amino acids)
Source: RefSeq, a predicted model, not a curated record